Erythranthe guttata (spotted monkey flower) is the source of this 1311-nucleotide messenger RNA. Its product is annotated as galactinol synthase 1. Lineage: Eukaryota; Viridiplantae; Streptophyta; Magnoliopsida; Lamiales; Phrymaceae. Gene Ontology annotation, molecular function: glycosyltransferase activity. The record is from RefSeq and is a predicted model, not a curated record.
CUAAAAAAAAAGAAAAUCGAAAUUCAUAGAAUAAUAAUUUCAUGGCACUUCAAAAUGUGGCAGCCGGGGUUAAAGCUGUCGAUCAUUUUGGCAAGCAAAGAAGGGCGGCGUACGUAACUUUCUUGGCGGGGAACGGUGAUUAUGUCAAAGGCGUGGUGGGGCUCGCCAAGGGUCUCCGGAAAGUCAAAUCAGCUCACCCUCUUGUGGUGGCACUGCUGCCGGACGUGCCGCUUGACCACCGCCUCUUACUGGAGGAUCAAGGCUGCAUCGUCAGAGAAAUCGAGCCCGUGUACCCGCCGGAAAACCAGACUCGGUUCGCCAUGCCAUAUUACGUCAUCAAUUACUCCAAACUCCGUAUUUGGGAGUUUGUGGAGUACAGUAAGAUGAUAUACUUGGACGGUGAUAUCCAAGUGUUUGAUAACAUAGAUCAUCUGUUUGAUCUUGAAGACGGACGUUUCCACGCCGUUAUGGACUGUUUCUGUGAGAAAACAUGGAGUCACACGCCGCAGUACAAAAUUGGCUACUGCCAGCAGUGCCCGGAGAAGGUGACUUGGCCGGCGGAGAUGGGCCACCCUCCGGCCCUUUACUUCAAUGCCGGCAUGUUUGUCUUUGAACCCGGCCUUUCCACCUAUGGGAGUCUCUUGAAUGCACUUCAUACCACCACUCCUACUCCUUUUGCUGAGCAGGAUUUCUUGAACAUGUUCUUUAAGGAUGUGUACAAGCCGAUUCCGAAUUUGUACAAUCUUGUUCUAGCAAUGUUAUGGCGUCAUCCGGAGAAUGUUAAGCUUGACCAAGUUAAAGUCGUUCACUAUUGCGCAGCAGGUUCGAAGCCUUGGAGGUACACGGGGAAAGAAGAGAACAUGGAAAGAGAAGACAUAAAAAUGGUGGUGAAUAAGUGGUGGGAUAUUUACAAUGACGAGUGUUUGGACUACAAGAGAAGGGUGGUGCAGAUUCGGAAUGAGAGAGCUUUGCAGCCGUUGAUUGCAGCAGCAGCAGCCAUGGCAGAGACCAACGCACCUGUCUUGCUGCAGUAUGUUGCAGCUCCUUCUGCCGCUUAAACCGGAACACACCAGAGAGUAUAUAUGUUUAUAGUCCUUUAGUUUCUCUCUCCUUCCAAGGAAAAUACAUGGAUGGCUACAAAGAGAGAUUGGAGAGGCUUGAGGUUGUUAAUAGUGUGGAUUUUUUUGCUAGAUUUGUUGUUCAGCCCUUGUAAAUGGUAAUUGUUUAUUUGUUUAUUAUGGGCAAUGGUCUUUGAGUUUUAAUGGAUUAUGGAUUCUGGUUUUGCUAAGUAUCCGAAAAUUAUCAUCGUUA